Messenger RNA from Eurytemora carolleeae, 1298 nucleotides. Its product is annotated as glycoprotein-N-acetylgalactosamine 3-beta-galactosyltransferase 1. NCBI's taxonomy places the organism in Eukaryota, Metazoa, Arthropoda, Copepoda, Calanoida, Temoridae. The transcript has 16 exons. Gene Ontology annotation, molecular function: N-acetylgalactosaminide beta-1,3-galactosyltransferase activity. Gene Ontology annotation, cellular component: membrane. Bases 105 to 1217 code for a protein of 370 amino acids. The record is from RefSeq and is a predicted model, not a curated record.
ACUAUGAAAUUCUAAUAUGUAAUUAGUGAACGCAGUCUUUAUUUAUAAUAUUAAACACGUUCAUAAUAUAUAACAAAAACAAUUUAGAAAUGCUUUGAGAAAAAAUGACGACGUCCGACGAGGGGGGAAGUGCAGAAGUCCUCAAUUGGUAUCACUCCCACCCAAACGUGCAUUGCGGUAUGCGCGCUCCUCAACUGGUGAUAUCCACCACCUCAAUUGGUAAACCAGUUGACACAAUAUCAGCAUUCUAUUGCUUUAUUUGCAGAUUUAUGUUAAUGGGAAUUGACAGCGUAAAGUUCACCCAGUUUAUAGUGGAAUCAUCUCAGAACUUUUCUAUAUCUGAGACAAAAACUUUUGAAUUAGAAUCAGAAACAGAUUCUGUUACGAACUAUAAAUAUCAUCUUGGGAGUGAAUUUGUCAAGUUCAAAGCAACUAAAUCUCCACUCAGGAAAGUUAAAAACACGGUUUAUGAUACCUGGGGGAGUAGAUGCACAUUUUUGUAUUUUAUUAGCACAGAGUCUGAAGACGGAGAUCAUGGUUUACCUGUUCUACAUAAUCCGGCCGAGGAAAAUUAUGGAAAUCUUUGGUCUAAAACUAAAUAUGGAUUCCAGUUUGCAUUCGAUUAUCUCCUAGAUCAGGUGGAUUGGGUGAUGAAAGCUGAUGAUGAUACAUAUGUUAUAAUGGAAAAUCUUCAUAAUAUGCUCGCUCAACAUGAUCCGGAAUUCCCAACUUUUUUUGGACAACAUUUUGGUAUAAGCGUUGAUCAAGGAUAUAUGAGUGGAGGCUCAGGAUAUAUUCUUUCAAGGAAAGCUGUAGAGAUACUGGUUACAAAAGCAUUCACCAACAGUAGUUUAUGCAGGGAAAACGAUGAUGGAUAUGAAGAUGUGGAGAUGGGAUCGUGCCUCUCUAAAAUAGGAGUUAAACCCUCAGAUUCAAGAGAUAAAAAGAGAAAUGAGGAAACAUUUUUUCCCGCUCAACUAUGGGAUAUGUUAUCGGUUAGUAACACAAGCUGGCUUCAGACCUAUAUGUCCAAAAAACCAGUUGCAGGAUUUGAUUGCUGCAGUGAAUAUGCCAUAUCUUUCCAUUAUGUGACCCCUCAGAGGAUGUACGAAAUGGAAUACGUUAUUUACAAAUUAAAAUUGGUUGACAUUAAAGAAAUUCGUGAGACUCUUCGGGAAAGACUAAAAGAUGUUUCUAACUCUCCUUUACCAUCUUAACCAAGAUAAUUAAUAAUUUACUCUCAGACAAAUUAGAAUCAAUGGAAAUUUAAACCCCUAAGGGAUUCAAUGAUAAACCCG